AUGCCUCUCCCUCCCCUUGACUACAGCUCCUUCCCCCACAUCCUCGACACUGUCGUCGAGUUUAGCACCCUCGGCCCGCGCCUCAACCUCGGCAAGCUGAACAGCCGCUUCCGCACCAUGGCCCACAAGCUCGUCCAGGGCGCCACGCUUCUCCAUGACCGCCUGAUUGCGACCGACGGCACCGUGGUCUACUUCCACGAAGACUCUCUAGUGACCAUGUCACUCCUCUACUCCAUGGCGAAGUCGCUGAAGCUCUGCGGCCCGUCCUACGUCCUCCCGGACCCGACCGUGCCCAAGGCGACGCUGGAGUGGCUCGGAAUGCGGCCCGACUCGAACAACGAGUACGAGGGUGGCCGCGCCAACGCUUCCUGGCCCGACCACGUCAACUUCCACAACCUCGCCGUCUUCGUCGAGAUGCAGCUCUGGGAAGACGACAACGGUAACACCGCUCCCCCGCUCACCAUCGGCGUCUCCCCCGCCACACGCAAGGUCACGAUCUGUGUCAACUAUGAGGCUGCGCCGUCCGGGUUCCUCCACACCCCCACUCUGUGGCUAAAGAACAUGGCCACCACGUACCCACCCAACUGGCAUCCGAUCAUGGCAAGCAGGAACAUCUUCCAGCUCAACCACUUCCGCCAGACCACCCAGACACUGGACGAGGUCGUCCUCAUCGUUGAGGGCCACACGAACCACCUCUACAACCCCUUCGAGCUGUUCCUACUCCUCCAGCCCAUCUUCUCCUCCCCCGUCGCCUUCAACCGGUUCAUUCUGGUCUGUGACGGUGACGCUGUUGCGCACCUUCUCGACCCCUCCGAGCCCAACUACUUCACCAAGUACCUGGGUCGCACCUCCAACCAUGUGAUCAGCAUGCUCGACGAGACCCGCACGAUUGACAACAUCGUGUGCACCCGGGACCAGUACCGCAGCCUCGUCGGUGACGAGGCGUACGCCCGUGCGACUCAGAUGCACGACAUCUGA
Molecule: messenger RNA, 978 nt
Organism: Vanrija pseudolonga
Lineage: Eukaryota; Fungi; Basidiomycota; Tremellomycetes; Trichosporonales; Trichosporonaceae
Exons: 1
Coding region: 1-978 (325 amino acids)
Source: RefSeq, a predicted model, not a curated record